This is a messenger RNA of Saccharomyces kudriavzevii IFO 1802, 1704 nucleotides long. Its product is annotated as sugar porter family MFS transporter. Gene Ontology annotation, cellular component: plasma membrane. The record is from RefSeq and is a predicted model, not a curated record. The transcript has a single exon. Gene Ontology annotation, molecular function: carbohydrate:proton symporter activity. Bases 1 to 1704 code for a protein of 567 amino acids. Gene Ontology annotation, biological process: carbohydrate transport; transmembrane transport. NCBI's taxonomy places the organism in Eukaryota, Fungi, Ascomycota, Saccharomycetes, Saccharomycetales, Saccharomycetaceae.
AUGUCCAGUGUUGGUGAUACACCCGCAGAUGAUCCAUCUGCGACUAAUUCUAAUAUUCAGUCAGCAGCAACCGCACCUUCAAUUACGACCAAACGAGACGACUCAAAAGGGUCUCUCGAUCUCGCUACGUCUGAAAAACUUAUUGACAUACCACAGAAGCCCCUCUCUGCGUACACCACCGUCGCAAUCUUGUGUUUGAUGAUUGCGUUUGGUGGGUUCAUCUUUGGUUGGGAUACCGGUACAAUCUCGGGUUUUGUCAAUCUCUCAGACUUCGUCAAAAGAUUCGGUCAAAAAAACGGCAAGGGCGAUUACUAUCUGUCAAAAGUGAGGAUGGGUCUGAUUGUCUCAAUAUUUAACAUUGGUUGUGCCAUUGGAGGAAUCGUGUUGUCCAAAGUCGGCGAUGUAUAUGGCCGCCGUAUUGGUUUGAUUACAGUCACUGCCAUCUACGUUGUGGGCAUCCUGAUCCAAAUUACCUCGAUAGAUAAAUGGUACCAAUAUUUUAUUGGCAGAAUCAUUUCUGGCCUUGGCGUGGGGGGCAUUGCCGUUCUCUCCCCAAUGUUGAUAUCCGAAGUCUCUCCAAAACAUAUCAGAGGAACCCUUGUCCAGCUGUAUCAACUGAUGGGGACGAUGGGUAUUUUUCUGGGCUACUGCACGAAUUAUGGUACAAAGAAUUAUCAUGACUCGACUCAAUGGAGAGUCGGUCUUGGUCUUUGUUUUGCCUGGGCCUUAUUUAUGGUUAGCGGAAUGAUGUUCGUGCCCGAAUCACCACGUUAUCUGAUCGAGGUUGGUAAAGACGAAGAAGCCAAGCGUUCCCUAUCAAAAUCGAACAAAGUCUCAGUUGAUGAUCCUGCCUUAUUAGUCGAAUACGACACAAUAAAAGCAGGCAUUGAGGUGGAAAAGCUAGCUGGUAACGCGUCAUGGGCUGAGCUGCUCUCCACGAAAACAAAGGUAUUCCAACGUGUACUCAUGGGGGUGAUGAUCCAAUCUUUGCAGCAAUUGACCGGUGACAAUUACUUCUUCUAUUACGGUACGACCAUUUUCAAGUCUGUGGGCUUAAAGGACUCCUUCCAGACAUCGAUCAUUAUUGGUGUAGUCAAUUUUUUCUCCUCUUUUAUAGCAGUAUACACCAUUGAGAGGUUUGGACGUCGUACAUGCCUAUUAUGGGGUGCCGCUUCCAUGGUGUGUUGCUUUACUGUGUUUGCCUCCGUUGGUGUAACUAAGUUAUGGCCUCAAGGCAGCAGCCAUCAGGACAUCACUUCACAAGGUGCUGGUAACUGUAUGAUUGUUUUUACCAUGUUCUUCAUUUUUUCAUUCGCCACCACCUGGGCAGGUGGCUGCUAUGUUAUAGUCGCAGAAACCUUCCCUCUUAGAGUCAAAUCAAGAGGAAUGGCCAUCGCAACAGCCGCAAACUGGAUGUGGGGUUUUUUAAUUAGUUUCUUCACCCCUUUCAUCACCGGUGCAAUCAACUUUUACUAUGGUUAUGUCUUCUUAGGUUGUCUUGUUUUUUCCUACUUUUAUGUCUUUUUCUUUGUUCCAGAAACGAAAGGCCUGACACUGGAAGAGGUCAACACUAUGUGGAUGGAAGGUAUCCCACCCUGGAAAUCAGCAGCAUGGGUACCACCGGAAAGAAGAACCGCAGAUUACGAUGCAGAUGCUAUUGAUCAUGACGAUAGGCCAGCUUACAAAAUGUUUUUCUCUAAGUGA